This is a messenger RNA of Orcinus orca (killer whale), 3564 nucleotides long. RefSeq names its product phosducin like (gene PDCL). The transcript has 4 exons. NCBI's taxonomy places the organism in Eukaryota, Metazoa, Chordata, Mammalia, Artiodactyla, Delphinidae. Bases 939 to 1844 code for a protein of 301 amino acids. The record is from RefSeq and is a predicted model, not a curated record. Gene Ontology annotation, biological process: regulation of G protein-coupled receptor signaling pathway.
UUCUCAGAAAAAUAAGCACAUAUACAAAUUUGCAGACAAUUGCAGGUGGUGUAGAACCACAAAUUAAGAAUCUCUCAAACUUUAGGGAAAUAAAACUUACCUAUUUUAAAGGGUGUAUUGUUUUAGUAUAUUUCGAAUGAUUCAAUUUACACAAAGCUUUCCAUGAGCUACUUCGUGUUGUGUACUGGACAUCUCAAUAAGGGCUCAGAAUGUGAAAUUAGGUUUACAAAAAGUUGCAAAAAUAGUAUAGAGUACCCCUAUGUUCUUAAGAAUCCCUUAAAGUUAACAUCUUACAUAACCGUAGUACAAUUAUCAAAACUAUUGAUACAAUAAUAUUAUUACUUGAUACACCUUGUUCAAAUUUCGUCAGUUGUCCCAUUCACGUCCUUUUUCUGUUCCAGGGUCCAAUCCAGGAUUUCACUUUGCGUUUAGUUGUCCUGGACUUGGCUUUUUUUUUUUCUUCUUCUUCUUUUUUUAAUCCAAAAGGGCUAUGUGUUCUUGGGCAAAUUAAUGUCCGAGUCUGUCUUCUGUCUUAAUAGACGUGAUGUGAUUAAGAAUCAAAAAAAAAAAAUACAUGUGGAAUGUUUUCGGAAACUUCAAAGGUAACGAAAUUGUUCUUACUGCUCAAAGCUGGGCAUAUCUAGUGUGGCCUUUCGUUCAAAUUAAAACAAAAAUAAAAAUAGAAGCGUAUUAUUAUUGUCAAGAUGUUUGUCCCCAAGUAGGACCCGUAGCUUCUCCCUUGGCCGCCAGGAUACGCUUCCUCUAAUUGGGCAGCGUGUAUCCGCGCUGACGCAGGAAGGCCGCCUCAUUGGUCCGCGCAGUCGAGACUCAGGCGGCUUUUCUCUUAGCGCUCAAGGCGCCGAUCCAUUUCUCUUUCUCCAGCCGAGCGCUCCCUUCCUUCCGAAGUGCCAGCCUGAAGGGAUCCAGACUGAGGCACCAUGACGACCCUGGAUGAUAAGUUACUGGGGGAGAAGCUGCAGUACUACUACAGCAGCAGCGAGGAUGAAGACAGCGACCACGAGGACAAGGACAGAGGCAGGGGUGCCCUGGCCGGCAGUUCCAUGCCUGCAGAUGCUGAGUUGGCAGGCGAAGGCAUCUCAGUUAACACAGGUCCAAAAGGCGUGAUCAAUGACUGGCGCCGCUUCAAACAGCUGGAGACGGAGCAGCGGGAGGAGCAGUGCCGGGAGAUGGAGAAGCUGAUCAAGAAGCUGUCCAUGAGCUGCAGGUCCCAUGUGGACGAAGAGGAGGAGCAGCGGAAGCAGAAGGACCUCCAGGAGAAGAUCAGUGGGAAGAUGACUCUGAAGGACUUUGCCAUGAUGAACGAGGACCAAGACGACGAGGAGUUCCUGCAGCGGUACCGGAAGCAGAGGAUGGAAGAGAUGCGGCAGCAGCUCCACCAGGGGCCCCAGUUCAAGCAGGUUUUUGAAAUCCCCAGUGGAGAAGGGUUUCUGGACAUGAUUGACAAAGAACAGAAGAGCACCCUCAUCAUGGUCCAUAUUUACGAGGACGGCAUCCCAGGGACCGAAGCCAUGAACGGUUGCAUGAUCUGCCUGGCCGCGGAGUACCCAGCCGUCAAGUUCUGCCGGGUGAAGAGCUCGGUGAUCGGGGCCAGCAGUCGCUUCACCAGGAACGCCCUUCCCGCCCUGCUCAUCUACAAGGGGGGCGAGCUGAUUGGCAACUUUGUCCGUGUCACUGACCAGCUGGGGGAAGAUUUCUUUGCGGUGGACCUUGAAGCUUUCCUCCAGGAGUUUGGAUUGCUUCCAGAAAAGGAAGUCUUGUUGGUAACCUCUGUGCGUAACUCAGCCACCUGCCACAGCGAGGAUAGCGAUUUGGAAAUAGAUUGAAUGGCUGGGCUGGUGGCAUAAAUUUCUCAUUGUUUGGGCUGGAAGACACACGUCCUUGUGUUUAUUUUCGUUCUUUUCUGUGUCUUCUGGCUUUUCUGCUGUUCUUUGUAGUCCCUUUUAUGAUAUGUCAAGUCAAGAAAUUCUUCUAUCAAAUCAGAAUGCUGAAUCACCUUGUGGCUAUCCAUAAAGUGACCUAACAUUGUAUAAACAGGAAGCCAGGCUUUUGAACUGUUUACUUAAGAUUCUCUAGCAUGACAUCUCUGUUAUUGUUUCCAGUCAGUAUUUACAUAGCAUCCUGAAGACAGUGUCCUGGAAAUUGUCUUCAGAUGAUCUCAGAGGUCUCUGCCAGGUCCGGGAAUAUAAUUCUAUGGUUAGUGUGUUAUUUGCAACAUAAGUAAUACAUUUCCUUCAUCAAAUGAUUGUAAAUUAUAUUUACUUAUAAUCAGACUCAUAGUCUUAGAAGGCAGUUAAAUAUUUUCCCCCUAGACCGUAUUCUCUCCCAGGGUCUUGUUUAAAGGUUCCAGACCGUGUAUGUUUGCCCCAUCAAGAGGGGGGUGACCUUUGUCGCCAGAGUCGAUAUCCUGCUCAAGCAUUAUUAAGUCUACAGUAGGGGAAGGAUCGAGAUGGACUGCCCUCUUGAUGCUGAAAGACCAGCUUGGCUUGAAAAUUAGAGCUGAGAUAGAGCUGGGAAGCCUUUUUAAAGGAAGAUCUUUCAAUUAAGAUACCCCUGCUCGUCUUUUUCUCUGUUUCUUUUUUAUUUAACAAGGUAAUUUUUUGGUUUCAUGUAGCUUUUGUUAAAACUUUUUUGCAUAUUGGAAAAGUUAAUAUUCAAUAGAAUACAGAAAAUACAGAAGCAAAACUAAGAAAAUUAGAAUAAUCCUGCCACCUAGGGUAAAACACUAUUAAUAUUUUGGGAUAUUUUUCCAAGGUGUUUUCUUUGUGUACACAGACAUUUUGUUUGCUUAUUAAACAAAACAGUGGGAUCAUUCUGAACAUACUGUUUUAUAGUAUGGUCGGCUAAUAUAGCAAACGUUUUUCCAUGUUAUUAAACACUCUUUUACAACAUUUUAAAGUGGCUAUUUAUACCGUUGUAUAGGUGUGCUGUAAUUUGCUUGGUGGUGUUCUCUUGAAAACAGCAAAGACUUUUUAUUACAAAAGUAAUUGAUGUUCAUUGUAGAAAAUGUAACAAAAAUUGUUAAGCUAAAAAGAUUGAACAGCUUUGUAAUUCCACCAACCAAAAAUAAUCCCUGUUAAAUCAUUUUUACAGGUAUCUUUCUGGUCUUCUUUCUGUGUGUUUAUAAUAAUGAUUGUCUUUUGAGUUUUCUCCUCAUGUUUUUUACUUUAAAAUAUGUACAGUGUAGGGCCAGGGAAAAUGUAAUCUGUAAUUAAAUGUUAGCUUUAAAGUUCAGUUUUGCUUUUCCUGGCUAUUUAGGAAUUGACUAACUGUAGAAGGGUCAUGAUAGUAUCUCUUGUAGUUAAUCAACAAAAAGAAAGUGCAUGGUUUUUUAAUUAAAAAAAACUCAUUGUAGAAAGUGUGUGGAAAGUAUAGAAAAUUAUUAGAGGCAGAGACAACUGUUGUCAGCGUUUUUAUUUUCUUCCAGUUUUUUCAAUAUUUUUAAUACAUUGAGAGCUUUUUGAAUUUAGUUCUGUGUUUUGUUUAAUAUUAUAUCAAAUGCUUUGACAUGUUAUAAAAAUUCUAAAUAAAUAAUUUUUAACAGCC